AUAAAGGGAUGGGUCUACCAAUUUUUUGUUUUCACUCCGAGAUGGCGCAACCUUCGCCGAAUUAUUAUAUUUUCCGUUUUUUUUUCAUUCGAAAUAAAAAGCUGUUACGUGAUUGGUGGAGCGUUUAAAAUGGAGGUAACUUUUUUACAUUGCCUGAAAGGCACGCGAUGUGUCAACAGACCAUACACAUAAUUGGACUACGACUCGAACGAGGCAAUUAAACUUUCAUCGCAGUUACUAUUAUUUCUGAGUUUGGGAUGUUAACUCAUGCUGCGGAGUUUCAGAUUGCCAAAAUUUCGACAAAGGAAUCGCUCUUCCAACGACUUUUGCGAAGAAAGUGAAUCUCUGCAUUCUGCCGCUUCGACGGGGAACGUGGACAGAAUUAGAGAACUUUUGGAUUUCGGUGUUCGCGUUAAUGUGAUUAACGAGCAUGGAAACACCGCUUUGCAUCAAGCAGCCUGGAAUGGAUUCAGUCAAACCAUUGAAAUUUUAUGCAAGAAGGGAGCUGAUGUUUAUGCAAAAAAUAAAGCAGGAUUUUCGGCACUCCAUCUGACCUGUCAGAACGGGCACAAUCAGAGUUGUCGUAUUUUGCUCUUGGCAGGAUGCAAGCCUGAUAUAAAAAACAGUUAUGGUGACACCCCUCUUCACACUGCAGCAAGAUAUGGUCAUGCAGGAGUAGCUAGAAUUCUCAUCAGCGCUCAUUGCAACAUAAACGAAACAAAUAAGAAUGGAGAUACUGCUUUACAUAUAUCAGUUGCUAUGGGAAGAAAGAAGUUAUCUCAGAUAUUUCUUAAUGCAGGAUGUAGUCAGUUUAUCAAAAAUAAACAAAAAGAAAAGCCAUUGGAUAUUGCAAGAAGAAAGAAAUACACAGAAAUUGAACACAUUUUAUUAAGACAUACAAGAGAGAGAAAUUUGCAGGGAAGACUGGGAAGAAAGGCUAAAGAAUUCAGUGAGGCAUCUCAAGGAAGCAGAGAUAGUACUGAUAAUGCUGAACAAUUUUGGAAGGAAAAUAAAUUGAAUUUUGAAAGGAGUGACAUGGAAUAUCAAAGAUACAAAAAACAACAGAGCCCAUAUGGAUGCCAUAUGUUUCCAAAUCCAGAUGUAUUUCCUCCUAUCAAGCUCAAUACUUUGCCUAGUGAACCACUGAUGAAAGGAGAACAAUAUUACAUAGAUUUGGCAGGAAAUAUUAAAAAAGGACCAACAGGUUUUGGACAUAACUGCUAUUGUAAACCUUUAAUUAAGAGAGUGGAAAAAAUAUUAGAAGCAGGUAAAGAACAAGUUAUCAAUUGUGUUGAUUACAAUCACAGAAACCUAAAUGCCCGAAUUGAAUACUUGGAGCACCAAACAAAAAAUCAUCUUAACUCAUUACAUCAGACUAUAGAAAAAAAAUUAGAACUAGAAAGAAAAGAAUGUGUGGGAAGAUAUGAAAAGCAUAUCAAGAAUAAAAACUUUGUCAAUAAAUCUAUUCAGCCAAAGAUGCUAGAAUUGCAUUCUACAUCUCAUCAUAAUUUGGGUUUUUCAUUAAAUCCUAAUUCAGAAAAUAAAAAUGUACCAAGGUGUAGACAUCCAAUUCUUUUGGUUCCUUCCUAUCAACGUUCAAAAUCUGAAGAAAUGUUGAGUGAAUUAAAUGGAAUUGAUAAAUCAAAGUGUUUAGCAGCAUCUGAAGAUAAUUUUGAUGGAGACUUAAUCAAUUCUAAUAAGAAAGAACAAGAUAUAUAUUCAAACAGUAAUAUGAUUGAUUUGACAAAAAAUUCUAGUCACAAUAUACAAUCAAACCAACAGAAUAUUAACUCAUACUAUCAGUCUACAACUUGCAUAUGA
Molecule: messenger RNA, 1821 nt
Organism: Centruroides sculpturatus (bark scorpion)
Lineage: Eukaryota; Metazoa; Arthropoda; Arachnida; Scorpiones; Buthidae
Product: ankyrin repeat domain-containing protein 6-like
Exons: 11
Coding region: 268-1821 (517 amino acids)
Molecular function (GO): protein binding
Source: RefSeq, a predicted model, not a curated record